AUGGACGAAGCUUGUCCAGGGAAGAAAAUGCAACCUGUAUUCACUACUGGCCAUGAUGAAGAAGCUGUUGUGGAUAUGGGUAAAAUCAGCUCUACUAUCAAUACAAACUUCGAGAAAGAAGAACUAGAGAGCCACAGAGCUGUGUAUAUUGGAGUUCAUGUCCCAUUUGGAAAGCAAGGCCGUCGACGGCAUAGACAUCGUGGGCACAGGCAUCACAGAAGAAAAAAAGAAAAAGAAACUGACAGAGAGGAUGGCCGAGAAUCUCCAUCAUAUGACACGCCAUCCCAACGAGUGCAGUUUAUCUUGGGUACUGAAGAUGAUGAUGAACACAUUCCCCAUGAUCUCUUCACUGAAAUGGAUGAACUUUGCUUCAGGGAUGGAGAAGAAUAUGAAUGGAAAGAAACGGCUAGGUGGCUGAAAUUUGAAGAGGAUGUUGAAGAUGGUGGUGAUCGAUGGAGCAAGCCUUACGUAGCAACUCUGUCUCUGCACAGCCUCUUUGAACUACGAAGCUGUAUUCUUAAUGGGACGGUCAUGUUGGACAUGAGAGCAAACACACUAGAUGAGAUAGCAGAUAUGGUUUUGGACAACAUGAUUGCCUCUGGCCAGCUGGAUGAAUCCAUAAGAGAGAAUGUGAGAGAGGCUCUUCUAAAAAGGCACCAUCAUCAGAAUGAGAAAAAAUUCAGCAAUCGGAUUCCCCUGGUUCGGUCUUUUGCAGAUAUAGGCAAGAAACAUUCUGACCCUCACUUGCUUGAACGAAAUGGGGAAGGCCUUUCAGCCUCCCGCCACUCUUUGCGAACAGGUCUCUCUGCCUCACAUAUUUCCCUGAGAGGAGAAAACCGUUUGUCAGUUCUUCUCAAUUACCUUCUUCCUUCUUCAAGAGCUGGAACCCCGGCAACCUCAAGGUGUACAACCCCCGUAACUACCCCUCAAAACACACCACCCUCCAGUCCUACCUGCAGCCACCCGCCAACCACAAGUGCCCAGCCAAGUCCACUUCAGGGCAAGGAAUUGCUGGUGUCACCUGCCAGUGAUGAUAUUCCUUCAGUAAUAAUCCACCCACCUGAGGAGGACUUAGAAGUGCAGGAAAGCCAGGAAAAGAAGACAGAGGAAAAUAUUGACAAAACACCAGGGCUGUUAGCAUCUCCGCAGUCAGCACCUGGAAAUUUAGACACUGGGAAAAGUGGAGACGUUAAAGGUACUGGGACAGGAGGAAGCAGAGAAAACAGCACGGUUGAUUUUAGUAAGGAGUCAGCCUCCUGGCACUGUAGUUGUGGCACACUUGGUGUGGGACUCAAGAGGCCAUCUGUUGAUAUGAACUUCAUGAGGAAAAUUCCUUCAGGAGCAGAAGCAUCAAAUGUGUUAGUGGGAGAAGUAGAUUUUUUAGAAAGACCUAUUAUUGCUUUUGUGAGGCUCUCCCCUGCUGUGCUUCUCUCAGGUCUCACAGAGGUUCCGGUUCCCACACGGUUUUUGUUUUUGUUGCUGGGACCAGCAGGAAAAGCUCCCCAGUACCAUGAAAUUGGAAGAUCAAUAGCAACACUUAUGACAGAUGAUGUUUUCCAUGAUGUUGCCUAUAAAGCAAAAGACCGAAAUGAUUUGUUGUCAGGAAUUGAUGAAUUUUUAGACCAAGUGACAGUCCUGCCUCCAGGAGAAUGGGAUCCAUCUAUACGAAUUGAGCCACCAAAAAGUGUUCCUUCCCAGGAGAAAAGGAAGGUACCUAAAUUUCCAAAUGGAUCUACUCCUACAGGAGAGACUCUCAAAGAAGAAGGCCAUCAUGCUGGACCUGAACUUGAGAGAACUGGAAGGCUUUUUGGUGGUUUGAUACUUGACAUCCAAAGGAAAGCACCUUUUUUCUUGAGUGACUUCAAGGAUGCAUUAAGCCUGCAGUGCCUGGCCUCGAUUCUUUUCCUAUACUGUGCCUGUAUGUCUCCUGUAAUCACUUUUGGAGGGCUCCUGGGAGAAGCUACAGAAGGCAGAAUAAGUGCAAUAGAGUCUCUCUUUGGAGCCUCAUUAACUGGGAUUGCCUAUUCUCUCUUUGCUGGGCAACCUCUUACUAUUUUGGGGAGCACCGGACCAGUUCUAGUAUUUGAAAAAAUAUUAUUUAAAUUUUGCAGGGAUUAUGGUCUUUCCUACCUCUCCCUGCGAACUAGCAUUGGUCUGUGGACUGCAUUUUUAUGCAUAGUGCUUGUAGCCACAGAUGCCAGCAGCCUUGUGUGUUACAUCACUCGUUUUACUGAGGAAGCUUUUGCAGCGCUUAUAUGCAUCAUAUUUAUUUAUGAGGCAUUGGAAAAGCUUUUUCAUUUGGGAGAAGUGUAUGCCUUCAAUAUGCACAAUGAUUUGGAUAAACUGACUUUAUAUUCAUGUGUGUGUUCUGAGCCUGAGAAGCCCAGCAAUGAAACUUUGCAGGUGUGGAGGCGUAUGAAUAAGUCUCUGGAAAAUGUAGCAUGGAGUAACCUUACAGUUUCUGAAUGUUUAAAUUUUCAUGGUGUGUUUCGUGGAUCAGCUUGUGGCCGUCAUGGACCAUAUAUUCCAGAUGUUCUCUUCUGGUCUGUCAUAUUAUUCUUUACAACAUUUUUCCUCUCCUCUUUCCUUAAGCAGUUCAAGACCAAACGCUAUUUCCCAACUAAGGUGCGUUCUACCAUCAGUGACUUUGCAGUAUUUCUGACCAUAGUAAUCAUGGUUUUGAUUGACUAUCUUGUAGGAGUACCUUCUCCUAAGCUUCAUGUUCCAGAGAAAUUCGAACCUACCCAAAAAGACCGAGGAUGGUUCAUAGAUCCUCUGGGAGGCAAUCCUUGGUGGACACUCUUGAUAGCUGCUGUUCCUGCUUUACUCUGUACCAUUCUCAUUUUCAUGGAUCAACAAAUAACAGCUGUUAUUAUAAACAGGAAAGAGCAUAAGCUGAAGAAAGGCUGUGGUUAUCAUCUUGAUCUCCUCAUGGUUGGUGUUAUGUUGGGGAUAUGUUCUAUCAUGGGCUUACCAUGGUUUGUUGCUGCAACUGUCUUGUCUAUAAGUCAUGUUAAUAGCCUGAAAGUUGAAUCUGAAUGCUCAGCACCAGGAGAGCAACCAAAGUUUUUGGGAAUCCGGGAGCAGCGAGUGACAGGAUUGAUGAUUUUUGUCCUGAUGGGGCUGUCAGUGUUCAUGACCUCUGUGUUAAAGUUUAUUCCAAUGCCAGUUUUGUAUGGUGUCUUUCUUUACAUGGGAGUAUCUUCAUUAAAAGGCAUUCAGUUUUUUGACCGUAUAAAACUGUUUGGAAUGCCCGCCAAACAUCAGCCUGACCUGAUUUAUCUACGUUAUGUGCCACUCUGGAAGGUCCAUAUCUUUACAGUUGUUCAGCUCACUUGUCUAGUUCUGUUGUGGGUGAUUAAAGCCUCUGCAGCUGCUGUUGUUUUCCCUAUGAUGGUUCUAGCGUUAGUGUUUGUUCGCAAGCUCAUGGAUUUAUGUUUCACCAAAAGAGAGCUUAGCUGGCUUGAUGAUCUUAUGCCAGAAAGUAAAAAGAAGAAAGAAGAUGACAAAAAGAAAAAAGAGAAAGCAGAAGCAGAGAGAAUGCUUCAGACAGAGGACAACAAAAGUGUACACCUUGCAUAUGGAGAAGCAAAUUUGGAUUUUCCUAUAAAAACCCUAAAAUACAGUGUUGAUCCCUCAAUUGUAAACAUAUCAGACGAAAUGGCCAAAACUGCACAGUGGAAGGCUCUUGCCAUGAGUACUGAGAAUGCCAAAGUAACCAGAGCUAACCUGAGCCCUGAAAAACCAGAAAGUGUGAAAAUAAAUGUGGAAGAUUCACCUGUUGUGAAAUAUGUGGAUGCUGAAACAUCUUUAUAGAACUGAACCAAGGGGGAUGGCGUGUAUUUGUGUGUGUGUAUAUAUCACUGUAGGUUAUUAUACCAUGGAAGUGUGAUUUCCAAUUUAAGGAGCGACAUGUAUUUAAUUCUGCCAUUGUUUAGGGCACUGUAGAUAAGCUUGCAUAAUGCCAAGAUUUUCCUACAAGUAAGAUGAGUGGUAAUCACACUUCAGCUAUUUAUUUUAUUGGAAAUUUUAUUUUCAUUUUUAAAUAGGAAGAUUGUAAUGAAUGCAUAUUAUUAUCAAUAAUCAGUAUGUGCAUAAAAGUUAAGUCAGCCUUUGCUGAUGAUUACUGGUCCACAUUGCUUAAAAUUUUGCAAUACCUCUGUUUAUAAUGUGCGCUACAGAAGUUUGUUUUCCAUGCAGGCAAUUACUGCUUGUUUUCGCAGGGUAUACUUUUUUUGUGAUUUCAUAGAACAAAUAUUAAUGUGCUGUUGACAAGAACUACUGUGUUUUAUGUCUCCACUACAUCCUAGUGUUUUCUGGAUUCUGUUUCUCCUGUUUUACAGAAGUGGCCUGGAGCCCUAAGUCAGGUGGUUAGUUAACCCUUAAAAUACCUAUAAAUACCCUAUUCUGCUACUUUUUUUUUUUUAAAUUCACUCUUGAUUUUUCAUUCUUGUCCAGUAACAGUAUGAGUGCAGUAAUUGUACUUACAGUCCCAAGUCAGUAUUUGCCAUUCUGGACACUCCAUGUUUACACAAUAUAAAUUGGAUUUACAGACAGCAGUUUGGUCUAUAGAAAGUUAUACAUACUUACCACACUAGUACUCUUGAAUUCUUUUGUUCCUGUUUUCACUUACAUUUUUUCCACGGACUUUCAGAGUCUGAUUUACUCAGCUCUGACUGAAACUUUAGAGUAUUUCAUGUCCUCAUCAAACAUAUUUCUUGCUUAAUUAAUUUUUAAAUUUACUGUGUAUUUGAUUAAAUUAGCUGUAGUUUAAUUCUGUAACAGGUUUAUGAUCAGUAUUAUUUUAUGGAUUACAAAUUGCUUGUGGUAUUUGUUUGUACAGUUCUGAUCCUCUCCAUUGUAAAGGGCAUAUAUAAUAGCACACCAACUUAUUUUUAAACAUUUUAUUUAUUUUAAUUAGUAUAAAUUUUUAUCAUGUAAGAUGAAAAAUAAUUAUUCAUUUAUUAAAAUAAAUGGGAAUUUUGGGGGCUUACUGAUAAAGAUGCAGUCAGUGCAUUUAUUGUACUUACAUUUGCAAGUUCUAGUGUUUAGCAUUAUAAUAUUUGAAAUAAUGAGAAUUUUAUGUAUAAAUGAAAAUCUUGAUCA
This is a messenger RNA of Gymnogyps californianus (California condor), 5106 nucleotides long. It is a transcript of the gene SLC4A7, whose product is annotated as solute carrier family 4 member 7. The record is from RefSeq and is a predicted model, not a curated record. Gene Ontology annotation, biological process: monoatomic anion transport; transmembrane transport; regulation of intracellular pH. Gene Ontology annotation, molecular function: sodium:bicarbonate symporter activity; monoatomic anion transmembrane transporter activity; solute:inorganic anion antiporter activity. The transcript is spliced from 28 exons. NCBI's taxonomy places the organism in Eukaryota, Metazoa, Chordata, Aves, Accipitriformes, Cathartidae. The coding region runs from base 1 to 3816 and encodes 1271 amino acids. Gene Ontology annotation, cellular component: apical plasma membrane; basolateral plasma membrane; plasma membrane.